Messenger RNA from Zea mays, 1303 nucleotides. RefSeq lists its product as uncharacterized. The coding region runs from base 81 to 953 and encodes 290 amino acids. The record is from RefSeq and is marked validated. The transcript is spliced from 3 exons. NCBI's taxonomy places the organism in Eukaryota, Viridiplantae, Streptophyta, Magnoliopsida, Poales, Poaceae.
AGCAGUGAGCAAUCCCAGUAUACUUCUCCCUCACCGCCCACCGACCUAAUCCCCUCCUCCACUUUCCCCACCGCGAAGCCAUGUCGGAGCACCCCGCGUCCCGCAGCUCCGUAGGAAGCCGCAGCUCCGCGCUGCCCCCUCACCAGCAGCGCCUUACGCCUGCGCCCGACCCGCUCGCCUCCGUCUGGAUCCGCCGCCUCCACCUCUCCCCCAACCCGCCGCCGCCGCCGCGGCCCCCACCCCUGCACAUCCGCGCGCCGCCGCCUGCACAUCAGGAUGCCAUCUCCACCGACGAGUCCCACACGACGCCUCCGCCGCCGCCGCUCACGCUGCGCGGCACCGGGUUCGGCCCCUUCCGCUGGAGCCCGCGCCCGUUGCUGGGGGCGCCGGCCGGCGCAUGGGACGCCGCCGCCGCCGCUUCCGUUGGGGUGGCUCCUGGCGGUAGUGCCGUCGGCGGCGACCAAACGAUGCUGUCGCCGUUCUUCCGUCUCCCAGCGCCGCUGCCGUCAGUCGUGGAUUUUGAGGAGGCCAUGCCUUUGAGGCCGUUGAUCGGGCUCGGAAGCCACAGCGGCAGUGGUGGGUUUCCUGGACUGUCACGACAGAUGGUCGGCGGCGGCGACCCCUGUGACGGCUGGCUGUCGUCCAGAGUUGCAGGUGCUGCAUAUCCUGGCCAUGCUUUGGACAUGGUUCCCACAAGAACCCUUAAUGAUCUGCGUGACAGACAGCAUGGCGCAAUACCAGCACAACCAAAUCUCGCAAGGCAUGAUCCUAGCUCUAGCAGCCAACGUGAUGAACCUUUCUCAUACUGGAACAUGGGGAGGUUCCGAAGAAAUACUGCAACUUCGUCGGUCACACCUUUGGGUGCCGCUCCUGCCAAUUUCGGCACGAAGAGGAACGCUGACUCGAACGAUUUCCUCCCUCUGAAGCUCAGGAAACUAAGCGGGGCUAUUUAGUGGCUGAUUUAUGAAAAAUAUCUGGCCGACCGUUUUUUGAUAUGCAUAAGAAGCACAAGUAUGCUGUUACCUGAAACAGCAUGCAGUAAUACUUAACCACGUUAGGGCUUCAGAAGGCUGGAGAUGGACGCAUUUGGUGGUGGCAACCAUUGUAAAUUGUACGUUUGCUCCCAAAUCGUUGCAUUUGGCAUCCUCUGACCCACUGGCCUGCAUGUUUGUAUAUUUUUUGUGUGAUAUACGGGGAGAUGUCUUGUGCCACGUUUCCUCCGUGGCGUGUACAUUCAAACAAAUUGGCAUCAAACAUGUAGUAAUUUUCGUUCUAUGGAAUUGUACGUUUUCUGUUUGCCCCC